Closterium sp. NIES-65 is the source of this 2553-nucleotide messenger RNA. NCBI's taxonomy places the organism in Eukaryota, Viridiplantae, Streptophyta, Zygnematophyceae, Desmidiales, Closteriaceae. The record is from the annotation of a GenBank genome assembly.
AUGCAGCCCCAGCGACGCCUGCGUGAGUCCCUCACGCCCCAGCAGCUGCGUGAGUGGUACGCUGGUUGGGGCUGUAGGGGUGGCGACGCUACUCCUACUUCCACUCCUGCUGCUUCUACUCGUGGUGGCGGCCAGAUGCAGCUCCCGCGACCCUCUCGCGUGUUUCUCACGCCUCGCCAGCUUCGUGAGUGGUACGCUCAGAGUGGAGGGUCUCUCAGUGCUGUUCGCUGCUCUUACGUGAUUCGCACUGGUACUCAGACUGGUAUAGGACCUGCUGCUCUAGCUACUGGUGAGGCUGCUGCUCUGGGUGCUAGUGAGUCUCCUGCUCCAGGUACAGGUGCGGCUUCUGCUCUAGGUGCUAGUGAGUCUGCUUCCUCAGGUGCGGGUGAGGCUGCGCUCUCAGGUACCGCGUUGGCUUCGGCCUCCCUCACCUUUACACUUGACUCUGGGGCUUCUCGCUCCUUCUUUCGGGACCGCACCACACUCACGCCGCUUGGUCGGCCGGUUGCUGUCUCCCUGGCUGACCCCUCUGGGGGUCCUGUCCUCGCUCACUUCUCCACUGUCCUCCCGUGUCCGGCUGCCCCCUCGGGCACCCUGUCUGGCCUGUACCUCCCCUCGUUCUCGACGAACUUGGUGAGUGGUGCAGACCUACAGGAUGCGGGGGUUCACCAGUUCACUCCUGCGAGUCAGCGGGUGACCCACUGCACGGACGCACGCACAGGCCGGCACCUGGCCACGUUCUCGCGUCGGCCGGGGUCGAGCCUCUACACCCUGACCACUGAGUCUCCUCCUGUCCCCGCGUCCGGUCAGGUAGCAGCGUCGGGUCAGGUGUUUGCUGCUACGUCCAGGUCUGGUCCUGAGUCUGCCCCCUGUUCGUGUCGCCUCCUGUCUCACGAGACUCUUCUGUGGCACCACCGUCUAGGCCACCCCUCCUUGCCCCGUCUUCGGGGCAUGGCUUCCCGUGUCCUUGUCUCUGGUCUUCCCCAGUCUCUCCCUCCCCUUCCUUCGGGACCAGGACCUUCCUGUGUCCCCUGUGUCGAGGGGCGCCUCAGGGCUGCUCCUCACUCCUCCCAGUUUCCCCCGACAGAGGCUCCUCUGCAGACGCUUCACAUGGACGUGUGGGGCCCGGCCCCCGUCCGUGGGCAGGGUCACGAGCGCUACUUCCUGUUGGUGGUUGACGACUACUCGCGUUACACCUCAGUCUUCCCCUUGCGCAGCAAGGGUGCUGUCACUGAGGUGCUGAUCGACUGGAUCCGCAAGGCUCGUCUCCAGCUCAGGAGGAGCUUCGGCUUGGACUUUCCUGUUCUGCGUCUGCACUCUGACCGAGGUGGGGAGUUCUCCUCUCGCCUUCUGCGAGACUACUGUCGUGCACAGGGGAUCCGCCAGACCUUUACGCUUCCUGACUCUCCACAGCAAAAUGGGAUUGCUGAGCGCCGCAUUGGCAUGGUCAUGGAUGUCGCUCGUACGUCCAUGAUGCAUGCGGCUGCCCCCCAUUUUCUGUGGCCGUUUGCGGUUUGGUACGCGGCGCAUCAGCUCAACCUUCACCCCAGGGUCUCUCGGCCCGCGAUGUCCCCAGUGUUACUGUGGACGGGGAAGGUCGGCGAUGCGUCUGCGUUCCGUGUCUGGGGAUCUCGGGCGUUUGUCCGCGACUUGUCUGCGGACAAGCUGUCCCCCCGUGCUGCUCCCUGUGUCUUCCUUGGCUUCCCCCCUGACGCUCCAGGGUGGCAGUUCUACCACCCCUCCUCUCGUCGUGUUCUGUCCUCCCAGGACGUCACGUUCGACGAGUCAGUCCCCUUCUACCGCCUCUUCCCCUACCGUACUCCUUCCCUCCCCCCCCCACCGGACUUCGAGGUACCAGUUCCCCCCCCGGUAGACCCCCUCCCCCCUCAGGUUCCUGCCCCUUCAGGUGUGUCCCAGGUAGACACGGUCGAACCAGUCGAGGUUGCUGCUGAGUCUGGUCCUGCUGCGGGUGCUGAACCUGGGGGUGCUGCUGCUGGGGGUGCUGAGCCUGGGGGUGCUGAGCAUGGGGGUGCGAGGCCGGGGGGUGCUGAGUCUGGGGGUGCUGAGCCGGGGGGUGCUGAGCCGGAGGGUGCUACGUCAGGAGCUGCUGAGCCUGGGGGUGCUGGGCCUGGAGGUGCGGAGCCUGCGUCUGCUGGACCUGGGGGCUCUCCGGUUCUUCUGUCUCGGCGGGAGCCGCUCUCUCCACAGGAGCUGCGCGAGUGGUUUGCUCGCCGCUGGAGGCGUGCUGCUGGAGCUGGAGCUUCUUCGCCUGCUGAGGGUGCUGCCGGUCCCGGAGCUGCUGGGCCUGCGAGUCCUACUGGAGCUGGAGCUACUGAGUCGGGGGGUGCUGAGUCUGGAGCUGCUGAGCCUGGAGGUGCUGAGUCUGGAGCUGCUGAGCCUGGGGGUGCUACGUCUGGAGCUGCUGUGCCUGGGGGUGCUGAGUCUGGAGCUGCUGAGCCUGGGGUUUCUCCUGCUGCUGCGUCUCGCCGGGAGCCACUGUGCUCAAGCCUGGGCCUCCCAGUGUGGGGGGGUGUCAGUAGAGCUACACUGUGA